AUGCAGUGUAUUUACGCUACGUUCUAUAGGAGGAAACCUUCACCAGGUAAAGCAACUAACUGCAACCGGCAUAUUAGCAGUGCUGAUGGCAAGAAUGGUACAAUAACGAGUCCAAACUACCCAAAUCCAUACCCUGGGGAUAUUACAUGUCGCUUCACAUUUGAGGGCUCUGGUCCGGAGAGGGUACAGCUUCGAUUUACACACAUGGAUCUGUACUUUCCUGGGGGUAAUGCUGCAGAUCCACAUGAUUGUCAAGCAGCAGAUUCUGUCACGAUAACAAUUUACAUUGAUGGAGAAGCAACGGACUUGGAUACGAAAUGUGGCCGGAAACUGCCACCAAUGUACAUGUCAAAUGAACAAAGAAUGACUGUAACCUUCAGAAGUCUUACAUAUUCUCAUACUGUUACAGGAUUCCAAGCGGAUUAUGCAUUUGUUCGAAAUUUUGGCAUUAAUACAGGCGAACCAGAUUCAAGAUAUUUAUGCGGGUUCAACUAUAAAAGCACUCUAGCACAAGAUGGGGUAUUCACGUCACCAAAUUAUCCAGGGAAGUAUCCUCGGAACACGGAAUGCCACUACUUAUUUUAUGGUCAGAAAGGACAAAAAGUGAUAAUUGACUUUCCAAAGUUUGAAGUUGAUGGAAUUCAACCCAAGUGUGAGGAAGAGACUAAAAGUGAUUAUGUAGCUUUCUCCAACUUCUUUACUACACGGGAUAGAAAGAUGGACCGAUACUGCGGCCUGCGUACAGGCAAGAAUAAUACCGUCAAAUCAGAUGGAGAAUUUUUUAAAGUCACAUUCAAAUCCAAUGGCAUUUAUGAUGCUCAUGGGUUCCAGGCUAAAUACAGAUUUGAAAAAACAAAUGUGAAGCCAGUGUAUGAAACGAAUUCACAGGCAGAGAUAUAUACAGCUGGCAAUAGCCGUUCUUUACAUGAAUAUAGCCAACAAUGGACGAGUAUUUUGUGUUUACUGGUUUUUUUCAUGUUGUGA
Messenger RNA from Acanthosepion pharaonis, 984 nucleotides. Lineage: Eukaryota; Metazoa; Mollusca; Cephalopoda; Sepiida; Sepiidae. The record is from the annotation of a GenBank genome assembly.